This is a messenger RNA of Parnassius mnemosyne (clouded apollo), 420 nucleotides long. The record is from the annotation of a GenBank genome assembly. NCBI's taxonomy places the organism in Eukaryota, Metazoa, Arthropoda, Insecta, Lepidoptera, Papilionidae.
AUGACCAGGGCGGCCGCGGCAACGCGCGUUCAACGCCUGACAUGCGCGCACCAUGUGAAUAUUAUACAAAACUUUUACGCGCGUAGAACGCGCGUUCUACGCGCGCUUAGCACUUGUCAUCUCAUCGAUUUGCCUCGCAUCGUGCGCCUUGUUGCUGAUUUUCUUGGUAAAGAGUAUAAUGAUGAACAAAUUGCUGGCUUAUGCACACAUCUCCAUAUUGAUAACUUUAAAAAAAACUCUUCUGUCAACAUGGAUGAAAUGAAGGAGUUGAACAUGUUUUUACCGAAUGAAACUUUUGUUAGAAAGGGCAAAACCGGGGGUUGGCGUGAGUACUUCGAUAACGAAAUGGCCCAGGAAGCUGAACGCUGGAUCACGGAUAACUUGAAAGACACUGACCUACGAUUUCCACCCGCACAAUAA